AUGAGUUCACAACCCCAUGGAUGUACCCCCGACCUGAGCCAGUUCACGUGUAACACGUGUGUGAUCAAGUUCCCCCUGGCCGAAUACCAGCGCCAACACAUGAAGAGCGACUGGCAUCGGUACAACUUGAAGCGCCGAGUGGCUCAGUUGCCGCUGAUUUCGUCCCAGACGUUCGCCGAAAAGGUUAUCGCUGCUAAGGAAUUGGAACAGUAUAGCAACGAAGACGAGUACGGGUUUCACGUCACUGCUAGAGACCGUCGCCGGCAACAAAGAGAGCAGCAGCAACAGCAGACUCCAACCCUGAUUACAGUGGGCAAAGACCCUCAUCCGACUUCAACUGUGAGAAGACAAUCCAACUCUCUGGUCCACACUGAAAGACUGAACUUCUCACUCGGUACCGAUGCUACUUAUAUCACUGACGAAACGGGGUCGCUUCAAUAUGAUCUGGAUGACUUUUCUGAAAUCAAUGACGAUUCCGAAAGCUUUGUUGACCUCCAAAAACUGACGUCAGCGCGCUUUGAAGCGCUGGGUAUCCCCGUUGACCACUGCUUAUUCUGUGGUGUGUCUGCUUCUGGAAUUGAGGCCAACAUCAAACACAUGUUUAAGCGUCACGGGCUCUACAUCCCUGAACGGUCAUUUUUAACCGAUGUUGCCGGUCUUUUAGCAUACCUCUCCGCCAAAGUGUCGCAGUUCCAGUGCCUUGUGUGCAACUUUCAAGGCCGUAAUUUGGAGCUGGUGUGGCAACACAUGGCGACUAAAGGUCACAGCCGCAUUCCCUAUGAACUGAAAGAGGACAAACGUGCCAUUUCUCAAUUUUACACCUUUUACGAUGACGUUGAAACGAAGCCCAAGACAGAAACUAAAGUGGCAUUUGCUGAACCUCUGAAUGACCAAGAAAACGACGACGAAGACGAAGCAUCCACUGAUAGUGAUCUGGAUAAUGGUGUUACCGAUAACUACCAACUAGCUCAUAUUGACUCGCUGGGAGAACUCGUGUUGCCUAAUGGCACGGUGAUUGGUACUCGUAAUCGUCAGCGCUACUACCGCCAGCACCAUGAUACUCUGGCCUUAGUGUUGCGUGAUCAACCCACUUCGGACAACCGUGCAGUUGCUGUUAGUGACCGCCGGUUAGCUCCUGGUCUUACCGCACAAAUUGUGUCUAAGCAGGAAGUACAAGCACGCCGGGCAGUUAAGGAUGCCCAGCAACAAUGGCUCCGCAAACAGAAGCCGGAGAAGCUCAACUACCAAAAGCACUUCCGCGACGAGAUGUUGCAAUGA
This is a messenger RNA of Diutina rugosa, 1278 nucleotides long. RefSeq lists its product as uncharacterized. NCBI's taxonomy places the organism in Eukaryota, Fungi, Ascomycota, Pichiomycetes, Serinales, Debaryomycetaceae. Gene Ontology annotation, biological process: ribosomal large subunit biogenesis. The transcript has a single exon. Bases 1 to 1278 code for a protein of 425 amino acids. The record is from RefSeq and is a predicted model, not a curated record. Gene Ontology annotation, molecular function: zinc ion binding; nucleic acid binding. Gene Ontology annotation, cellular component: preribosome, large subunit precursor.